Molecule: messenger RNA, 6768 nt
Organism: Lates calcarifer (barramundi perch)
Lineage: Eukaryota; Metazoa; Chordata; Actinopteri; Centropomidae
Gene: tmem63c
Product: transmembrane protein 63C
Exons: 23
Coding region: 610-3132 (840 amino acids)
Cellular component (GO): plasma membrane
Molecular function (GO): calcium-activated cation channel activity
Source: RefSeq, a predicted model, not a curated record
CAAAAAAAAAAAAAAGAAAGAAAGAAAGAAAAAAAAAACGUUUAUUGGUUUAAACGCAGCGGUUUAUUGGCGCUAUUUUCGUGGCGCAAUCGUUUUCAUCAAGUUACAGAGCCGGAGGAAAAGGUGGGUGUGCAGACUGUUGUGAGUGCUGCAGCAAGCGGGGGUUGUUGGUGGUGGUGGGGGGGUACACACAGAGUCGCCAAAAAUUGCCUGAUUGGAAAAAGAACCACCUUUCCUUACAGUUAUAAAUUAAAAUAUUUUAAUAUCAAAUCCCAGCUUUCUGAAGCUCCGUGCGUCGCUGUUCGGUGUUGUUAUUGGUUGGUGAGGAUGAGGAUGUUUCUGGCAACGUGUCAGACCUUUACACCCAAAACAGACACAGCCCUUCCUCUCACUACAACACCUAUUGUUCCUCAUGGAGUCAGAUGGGUGGCGUUAAGCCUUCAGUGAACACCAAACUCUGUAAUCUGUGUGGGGUUUUUGAACCUCCGAGGCUUCCAUUCAUGCUGUGACCAUGCUGCUUUCACUCGGCUGUAGUCUGCUGUCGAUCAGUCUGUUGGAUUUAUACAGAUACAAAGCGUUUACUGGUCAAGUGAGUAUGGUCCAGUGCUGAUGGCGCACUCUGAGCUCUUUGUGACGAGAGCGCCCCCUGUGGAGGGGAGUGCCGUGGAGCUCAGCGUUCUGAGCUUCCUGGAAUCUUUCAGGGAAGAAAACAGCACGGCUGAGAGAUGCUACCGCUCCCACUCCCGCAGCAGCGUCCUCCAGGGCCUGCCGUUUGGAGGGGUGCCCACGGUCCUCGCCAUCAAUGUGGUGCUCUGGAUGUUCCUGUUGCUCAUCUUCUCCUGCCUGAGGAAGGCUGCAUGGGACUACGGCCGCCUGGCUCUGCUGAUGGAGAAUGACAGUCUCACAUCCUUGUUUUAUGGAGAACCAAGUGAGAAAGAGAAGUCUCCCUCAGAGUCCAGCCCCUCUGACUCUGAGACCAAGGACAUGGGCUUCUGCUCGUGGCUCGCAUCUCUUUACCAUAUGAAGGAUGAGGAGAUCCGUAGCAAAUGCGGCAUUGACGCCGUCACAUACCUGUCCUUCCAGCGCCACAUCAUCCUGCUCAUGACAGUCGUUUGCUUGCUGUCUUUGGCCGUAAUCCUGCCGGUCAACUUUUCCGGGCACCUCCUGGGAGACAGUCCUGAAAACUUUGGAAGAACAACACUGGCUAAUGUUAGCGCAAAGGACAGCCUGCUGUGGCUCCACAGCAUCUUUGCUCUGGUUUACUUCAUCAUCACGUCGCUGUGCAUGGCUCACCACUCGAUACGGCUGGAGUACAGAGAGGACGAGAAGGUAGCCAGGACACUGAUGAUUACCUCCAUACCCAGAGAGAUCUCUGACCCAGGACUCAUCACCAAGCAUUUCCAUGAGGCCUACCCCAGCUGUACUGUCACCGACAUCCGUUUCUGCUUUGACGUCCACAAGCUGAUGAGGCUGGACUUGGAGAGGCGCAAAGCGAUGAAAGGCAGGAUGUAUUUUGCCACAAAAGCCCAAAAGGAAGGGAAGAUCAUGAUCAAUACCCAUCCCUGCGCUCAGAUAUUCUGCUGUGACUUCUGUGGCUUUGAAAAGGUGGAUGCAGAACAGUACUACAGUGAGCUGGAAGAAAAACGGACAGACGAGUUUAACGCCGAGAAGAAUCGCAUCUCCAUGAAGAGGCUAGGCAUUGCCUUUGUGACCUUCCGUGAUGAGAGGAUGACUGCUGUGAUUGUGAAGGACUACAGUCGCGUGCACUGCCGGCGCAGACCCCAGCAGUCCAGCAUCACCACUGUGGUGCAGUCUCACAAAUGGGGGGUUAGCUACGCAUCAGCUCCCAGUGACAUCAUCUGGGAAAACCUGUCAGUGUGUGGAUCUCGCUGGUGGCUCCGCUGCGUCCUCCUCAACAUCCUCCUCUUCUUGCUGCUCUUCUUCCUCACCACUCCCGCCAUCAUCGUCAACACCAUGGACAAGUUCAACGUCACCAAGCCCGUGGAGAGCCUGCGGAGCCCUGUCAUUACCCAGUUCUUCCCCACCCUCCUGCUGUGGGCGUUUUCAGUGCUCCUGCCCUUCAUCGUCUACUACUCAGCCUUCUUUGAGUCCCACUGGACCAGAUCUGGUGAGAACCAAGUAACGAUGCACAAGUGCUUUUUACUGCUAGUCUUCAUGGUCAUCAUCCUGCCCUCACUUGGUCUGUCCAGUCUGGAUCUGUUCUUCACCUGGCUCUUUGAUGUCAACUUCCUGGAUGAGAAGGAUGUCAAAUUCCAGUGUGUGUUUCUUCCCGACAACGGUGCAUUCUUUGUAAACUACGUGAUUACGUCCAGCCUGAUCGGCACAUCCAUGGAGCUGCUUCGUAUCCCAGCGCUGACGGUGUACGCCCUCCGCCUCUGCUUUGCAAAGUCCCAGGCCGAGCGGAUACAUGUCAAACGGAGUCAGGCCUACGAGUUCCAGUUUGGCCUGGAGUACGCCUGGACCAUGUGUAUCUUUGCAGUCAGUAUGACCUACAGCAUUACGUGUCCCAUCAUUACGCCCUUUGGUCUGCUCUAUGUGAUCUUGAAGCACAUGGUUGACCGAUACAACAUCUACUAUGCAUACGUUCCCACCAAACUCAAUCAGCGGAUCCACAGAGCAGCCAUCAGCCAGGUCAUCGUGGCACCACUUCUCUGCAUGUUCUGGCUGCUCUUCUUCUCUGUGCUCAAAUUAGGUCCAGUGCAUCCCAUCACCCUCUUCACCUUAGUGUCCCUGCUCUCCUGUAUUGCCUUUUCCCUGUUCCGCUUGUGCCUUAGGAAGCAACCAGACAAGUCGACGAGCUACCAGAUGUCUGAUCAGCCAGCAGAGGGGACAUUCACUGAUGCAGACAGGAGUACUGUAACAUCCAGCACUGCAUCCAAUCUGUUUGUGGCGUCCGUGCUGCUGGAGCCAGAGCUGGCUUUGACUCCGAUGCCCUCCCCAGCCCACCACAGCUACGGUGCCAUGGCCAGCUCCCAGGGUUCAAGCCACAACGUGGUGGAGGAAGAGGAGGGUGGAGAAGACCAUGCCCAGACCCAUGAGACUGAGCUCCAAGACCCUCCAGACCCCUACUGUGCCAGCCCGCUCAUGGACAGCCCUGUGGACUACCAGUAACACCAAAUCCCUCGAGCUGAUUUCCACGUGUCCUUCACCUGGGGAACGCAGAUUGCUAAAUGCCGCAAUGCUGGGUUUUCGCCACUGACCUCAGACUCCAACUUAGCUGCCUCAGACCCUGAGAUUAGAUUGGGCUUGUUAGAAAGGAUGAAGAACCUGAAGAGGAAAGGAGUUUGAGAAUAUAGGAGCAAGACCCAUAUAAGCAUCACUAUAAAUGUAUAGACAGCAGUUUGCCAAAACAUCUCCUGAAUAUGUCUUAUGGACACAAACCACACAUCAAUCUUAAAUGUACAGAUUAUUUUAGUUGAACUAUUGGAUGUUCCAUCACAGGGGUCCCAUCUUCCUCUGUGGCUUCAUUUGCAAGUUUAAAAGGUUAAAAGUAAAUGAAAGUGAUUGGGGUGGCAUUGCCUUAGGGUAUCUAUCAGAGAUACUCUGUCCAUGCUGUGCCACUUGGACAUGAGUGGAGGUGAAAGCUCCCAUCAGAGUGGGUGGUGUGAGCAGGCCUGCCCUGGCAGACUGACAGAGUGGUCUGGGCACGGGUGAUAUCUGGUUCCUCGGCAGCAGAGCUCGGGGAGGCUGAGGGUGAGGGCAGCUAGUUGUGAAGCCAUCUGCAGCGAGAGAGCAGACAGACGGAGGGCCGAAUGUAACUCAGAGAUGUACUGUAAUAAAUGUACACUCUCUCCACGGAGGCACAAGCAGCUUGACUGUACCUGAAGCUUGUUGUAACUAUUAUCAAUUUAAGGUUGCUAUUUUUGCUACAGUAUUUUUGGUGUCAUUGAUAUUGUGCUUUGGGUUGGGAGCGGGGUGGCCACUGGAGAUUGGUCAAGGAUUUGCAGAGCUGUCCCAUCUUAAUCAGAGUAUUCACUAAUUAUGCUGUUUUGACUGUGUAUGUGAUAUAAUUGUAUUUUUAUUUAUUUAUUUUAAAUGAAUAGUUGAACAUAUUAGGAGAUAAACUAAUUUGUUUUUAUUGCUGGGUUAGAUGCGAAGAUCAACACAACUACGUCUGUACAUACAAAGCUACUGCCAGCAGCCCAUUAGCUUAGCUUAGCUUAAAGACUGUAAACGGAGGGGAAGCACUUAGCCCAGAGCCGGACUAUUAUUCGGCUGGAUGCAGUAUCUUCGCGGAUUUUUGUUGUCAUUUUUGUGUCAGUUACUGCAUCUGUCAUUAUGACAAUUUAAACUAAGCUAAGUUUAGCUAAGUUAAGCUAACCGGCUACUGCUGGUAGCAUCCAGUCUAGCAGACAUGAGUGUGGUAUCAAUGUUCUCAUCUAAUGUUCAGACAGAACGUGAACAAGAGACUCACAAAUUAGAAGCACACCCUGGAUUUACAACAUUUUGAAAAUUUGCAAUUGAGUCUACUUUCGCUUACUGCAAAACAAUGAAUCUGUAGAAGAAUUUAUCCAUUUUGCUAAUAAUGUGAAAUAUUGAAAGUAACUACACUGUGUGUUACUACCUAAGCUGUUAUAUUUUAGUUGUGAAAAUACAGAAAGCAAAAGUAUUCUGUUACCAUAAUGGCUCAAAACCAUUUAUUCAUAUUCAUUAGUGUUCAUAUGUUUCUGUGCUAAAACAAGUACAACAACAAUACAAACAGUAAAAUUCAACACAACUCUACAGCACCAUGAUUUCAGUCGCAUUAAUCUAUUCUGUGUGACACUCCACUGCAUGUCAGCUAUGUUGUAUAAAUGAGGUAUGCAUUUAUAUCCUUAAGGUCCUAAAGUUUCACACAUGCUAGUCUCAUUGAUUUUUGGUCAAUCUGUAUGUUUGCAGGUUUUGUAUUUUGGGGUUAUUUUUAUUUCCACAUGGUGGAAUGACAGUUUUUUCUCAUGAAACUGAAUGUAAACUAGACUGUAGUUUGUUUUCCAUGUCUCUUGCUGUGCCUUGAAGAAAAACUCCCUUUUUGUGUGACAAUCCAGCAUGGCCUGAAAUAUGCUGCAUGGACUGAAAACUAAUGAGCGGGGAAACAACCAAGAGAUGAAAACGCAACGACAACCACAAAAACUCGACAACCACAAAAACUCAACAACCCAGCGUAGUGAUUUGUAUUCUCAUUAACAGUUAAUGGGUAUUAGUUGGCAGAAGAGCAGUAAAAUCAUUAGAUAUUAACAAAACAAUCUUCACACUUUCAUCUUCUCCACUUUCCACCUUUUUCUGAAGCUUUUGGUCAUAUCACAUGGUCUUCAUCAGCGGAUUAGUUUGCUUAGUUGUCAUGUUGGAACUGUAGAUAUUAAAACUUUAGACUAUGCUGUGCACUUUUAACACUUUUGUCCAUGAUAGUAUACAUGUUGAGGUUGACUGUUCAUUCUCGACCGUGGAGACCAAAAACAGAUUUCUACUCAAGGUCCACUUACUUGAUUUUUCUGGAGAAUUCAAGAAUGAAUCAUAACUGUGAAGUUUUACACCAACAUGGAUGAUAAGUCAUAAAAGUGCUCAGUGUUAUGGAAAGUUUAAACAUCUACAGUUUUAUGACAAUUCUGCAAACUUUAUGUGCUGAAGACAGUGUAGCAUGCUUAAAAGCUCUGCAACAAGCAAGUCAGUGUCAUCUGCUGUUUCCAAGGUCAAGAACGAACUGUCAAGCUCAAAACUAAGUUAACUUACUGUGUCUUUAUGUCACAGCUGUUUUAAAAAAAGAUGUUUUGUAUUGUAGUCUUGUUGGUGCCUUGUUGUUGAUUUCAAUCAAUAUCCUUUCAGUUCUCAGCUGCUGUUUUCUGUGACCAUAUAGAUCAUUGUAUGACGUACAGACAAGCUCUUUUUCAAGGAUAAAAAAAAAAUCUUUAAAAGCUGUUUAUCAACUGUGAUUUCUUUGUUUUAUGUCUUUCAACAGAGUGCAGCCCUAUGUUGAAGAGUUUGCAUCAGUCUUCUCUCAGAAAAACUUCUUGACGGUCAGUAGAGUGGAUUUAAGUCCAUUUUAUGUUCCGUCUGAGAGGGUUUAUUAUGACUUUAAUCAUAAAAUCAUAUGCCUGUGAUGUUAAGUUUUUAAACUUUUUUUCAAUUGUACUUUCAUAAAAUUGAUGACAUAUUAUUUCAUGAAAUGAAAUGAAAUGUAUUUGCUCGAUUUUACAAGGAAUCUAAUUCUAGUUCCUCGUGCUGUAUAAAACAAAUGAAAGCUGGCAGGAGAGAGGGUAUGAAGUGGUCAGUGCAAGGAAUCAUGAAGUAAAAUCUGCUUUGGAAAAAAAAAAACAUCAAAGAGCAUCUCCUGUGGGUUUCUCUUCCAGAAGCUUGUUUCACAGAUCAUUAAACGUACUUUCCUUUGAAAAAUACAAAAUAAAACUUAUUAGGGUAUUCUUAGCUCUAAUGGCCAUGCAAGGAGGGAUUGUCCAUUUUCAUGCUUAACUAGUUUUAUUGUAUCCUGUCAUGACUGUUCAUAUACUGUUGGCUUGGCCAUCCGAGGUCUAUUUGUAGGCACAUUAGCUUUCCAGACGUGUCCAUUCCUUUUUGUGCUAGGUUAUGAAAUGUGAGUCUCAUGAAUACAUGAUUUCAAAUUUGAGCCUGCUGUAAAUGUGGGUUGUUAUAUCUCCAAGAAGGGUGAGGUUAAGGGACAGUCUGCGUUUGAGAUUGACCUCUGUCAGGCUAAUGAGUCUUCAUCUGUCAAAAGUGAAGUGCUGUGAUCUGAAAUUAAAAUUAAUUCAUCUCAAUCUA